Molecule: messenger RNA, 1128 nt
Organism: Olea europaea var. sylvestris
Lineage: Eukaryota; Viridiplantae; Streptophyta; Magnoliopsida; Lamiales; Oleaceae
Product: zinc finger MYM-type protein 1-like
Exons: 4
Coding region: 1-1128 (375 amino acids)
Source: RefSeq, a predicted model, not a curated record
AUGGUUGGCCAGGGAAGUAAAAGUGCAUUUCUUGUUCAUAUUGGUACAACAUCUUCAUCAUAUCAUAAUGGCUGUAAGAGAAGAGUUGAAAAUCUAAUGAAAUCAACUCAACAUAUUGAUAAGGUAAUGCACGCUAUAUCAAGUGAGGAAAAACAAAAAAAUCGUUUGUGUCUAUUGACCACAAUUAUGAGUGUUCGAUGGCUAGCACUUCAAGUUUGUUCAUUUAUAGGCAAUGAUGAAUCUCCAUCUUCACUGAAUUGUGGGAAUUUUCUUGAAAUGGUAGAUGGAUUAGGAAAAAUGAAUACAAAAAUAGGAGAAGUUAUGUUGGGCAAUACUUCAAAAAAUGCUACAUACACGUCUCUAGACAUUCAAAAAGAGAUUUUGAGCAUUAUGGCUAAUAGAGUAAGACAUAGAAUCCUUAAAGAACUUGGAGAUGCAAAGUUUAGUAUUCUUGUUGAUGAAGCACGAGAUGCAUCUUCACAAGAACAAAUGACCAUUAUCUUGAAGUUUGUAAAGGUGCAAAACAUGAGAGGUCAAGGGUAUGAUGGUGCUAAUAAUAUGCGUGGUGCUUGGAAUGGAUUACAAGCAUUAUUUCUUAGAGAUUGUCCAUAUGCAUAUUAUGUCCAUUGUUUUGCCCAUAGUUUACAACUCACGUUGGUUUCAGCAGCUAGGAAUGUCGCAGUUAAUAAUUCAUUCUUUUCAGAUUUGGAUAAUGUUAUUAAUAUGAUUACAUCAUCUCCGAAGCACAUCAAUGAGUUGAAAAGUACUCGUUGGUCUUCUCAUUACAACUCUGUAAAGAGUUUGAUUGAUAUGUAUGCUGCAACUUGCAAAGUACUUGAGUAUCUUAGUGAUCAUUCUCCAAAUUUGUGCUUUGUCAAGCCCUUCAAAAAAAAAAAAACUCAAGACAUCCUAACUGUUAUGAGAUUUGUCCAUACUGCAAAAACCAUCAUUCAAGAAUUGAGAGAAAAUGGCUGGGAAGAAUUUCUUGAAGAGGUGAAUUUUUUUGCUGGAAAAAUGAUAUACAUAAACCCGACUUUCAUGGUUCAUACAUGGUUGGUCGUUCUCGUGGUCGUGAGUAUCCUACCAUCGAACAUCAUUACCAUUUUGAUAUUUUUAAUGCAACCAUAG